Pristis pectinata (smalltooth sawfish) is the source of this 4254-nucleotide messenger RNA. RefSeq names its product kelch-like protein 13. The coding region runs from base 137 to 2140 and encodes 667 amino acids. The transcript is spliced from 7 exons. Gene Ontology annotation, molecular function: ubiquitin-protein transferase activity; cullin family protein binding. Gene Ontology annotation, biological process: protein ubiquitination; regulation of cytokinesis. Lineage: Eukaryota; Metazoa; Chordata; Chondrichthyes; Rhinopristiformes; Pristidae. The record is from RefSeq and is a predicted model, not a curated record. Gene Ontology annotation, cellular component: Cul3-RING ubiquitin ligase complex.
UGUCCUGCUAUUUUUGGAAUAUGUCUCCAAAAUUAAGUUACCUACGGUGGAGAAGCAGUAAUCUGAAUGAGUGAGAGAACAGACUCUGUUAUCAACAUAAAUGCAUACCAGAGCUUGUUGUUUUAUCUAAACCACCAUGCCGUUGAAAUGGAAACUCUGUAAUAGCCCCAUUGAAAGAAGAUUCAUGGUUUCUGUUCUCAAGGUUUCUAGGGCAGCGACAGUCUCUCCAACGUACAUCUCACUGGUAGAAGAGGGGACUUUUCCUCUGAAAGCGCCUUUGUCCUCCAGCAGGAUGGAAGACACAAAAAGCUGCCAAUCUCCGAUUUCUCUUGGGGGUCCUCAGAUGUUCAACAGUGAGACUCACAGCUUAGCUGUGCUGCAGGGAUUUAACAGCCUGAGGAAUGAUGGUUUACUCUGUGAUGUCACGUUGGUGCCCGGGGACAGUGAUGAAAGGUUUCCUGUGCACAGAGCCAUGAUGGCAUCAGCAAGUGACUAUUUUAAGGCUAUGUUCACGGGUGGCAUGAAGGAACAGGAGCUGAAUUCUAUCAAACUGCAUGGAGUAAGCAAGAUAGGACUGAAAAAUAUCGUAGAAUUCAUCUAUACGUCAAAGUUAGCUCUCAAUGUGGACAACCUCCAGGACAUACUAGAAGCAGCCAGCUUCCUCCAGAUAUUGCCUAUCCUUGAGUUUUGUAAGGAGCUUCUAAUUUCUCAGGUCUCGGUUGAAAACUGUGUAGAAUUUGGACGUAUUGCCAACACGUUCCACUUGACCAAAUUGCAUAAUUUUAUCAAAGACUAUAUUGUAAAGAACUUCUCAACAUUGUUAAACAAUGGAGAAUUCCUUAAGCUUUCCUACGACCAGCUUGUCUUUGUGCUUGGCAGUGACAGCCUGAAACACUGCUCUGAACUUCAGCUGUUUAAAGCCACCUGUCAGUGGCUAAAUCAUGAGGAAUGUCGAAUGCAGUUUGCUGCAAAAUUGAUGAAGAAUAUUCGCUUCCCACUGAUGACACCACAGGAGCUCCUUGAACAUGUUCAGAAGGUGGAGUUCAUGCGAACUGAUACAAGCUGUGUUAAUCUUCUACUUGAAGCUAGUAACUACCAGAUGUUGCCGCACAUGCAGCCAAUCAUGCAGUCGGAAAGGACAAGGAUUCGUUCCAAUUCAACCCACCUGGUAACUCUGGGUGGCGUGCUCCGCCAGCAGCUUCUGGUGAGCAAAGAGCUGCGCUUGUUUGAUGAGAAUACCCAAAAAUGGAGGCCUUUGGCUGCAAUGGAUGUGCCACGUUACCAGCAUGGCGUAGCUGUGAUUGGAAACUUCCUCUUUGUAGUUGGUGGGCAGAGCAACUAUGACACAAAAGGAAAAACUGCUGUUGAUACAACGUACAGAUACGACCCCCGUUACAACAAGUGGAAACAGAUGGGUUCUCUCAAUGAAAAGAGAACCUUCUUCCAUUUAAGUGCUCUUAAAGGAAAUCUGUACGCAGUGGGAGGCCGGAAUGCAGCUGGAGAAUUAGCCACAGUUGAACGCUACAACACAGCAACAAAUGAAUGGACUUAUGUCACUAAAUUGAAUGAGCCUCAUUAUGGACAUGCUGGCACUGUUCACAGGGGAUACAUGUACAUAUCAGGUGGAAUUACACAUGAUACAUUUCAGAAAGAACUACAGUGUUACAAUCCAGAAAAUAACACCUGGUCCCGGAAGAGAGAUAUGUCCACUGUGCGUGGGCUACACUGUAUGUGUUCCAUUGAAGAUCGCCUUUAUGUUAUUGGAGGGAACCAUUUUCGUGGGACAAGCGAUUACGAUGAUGUGCUGUGUUGUGAGUACUAUUGCCCCAUUAGCGAUCAGUGGACUGAGAUUGCUCCAAUGCUACGUGGACAGAGUGAUGUUGGUGUUGCAGUUUUCAACAAGAACAUAUAUGUCAUUGGGGGCUACUCAUGGAACAAUCGUUGUAUGGUUGAAAUUGUCCAGAAGUAUGAUCCAGAAAAAAAUGAAUGGCAAAAGGUCUUUGAUGUCCCCGAAUCACUUGGUGGCAUACGGGCAUGCACCCUGACAGUUCAUGUACCAGAGGAUGAAAUAGAAUCACCAUCUCAAGAAUCUCCAUUUUUGGGAGUAAGUGGAAUGGCUUGUUUUAAUAUUAAAUGCUGACUGCUAUGGACUUCUCCUUACAAUGCUGUUUAUUGUCUCCUUUCAAAAUGCUGAAUGCAUUUCCAAGCCAAGUAGUUUACAACAGCUUGGUUUGAAAAGGACAUUGAUGCCUUGUGACCUCUAGAUUUUAUGAUUGAUAUUGGUUUCAGAUUGACUAUAUAUUGCAAACACAUCAAAAUAAUUCAAACCAUAGCACUAUUCACUUAAUGGAUAAAUUAAAAUUUUAAGUGGACUCUGCCUGAUAUAUCUGUACUAGGUUAAGUUACAGACAUAGUUAUUCCUUUGUGUAACAUAUGUGGGUUUUUUCUAUAUUGCUGUUUAGUAAGGUGAGCAAGAAGGACAGAACUUCAAAAUGCAUUAAAUGUCAUACCACUGGUAAACAUGGUUUUGAGUUGUACUUCAACACUCCAUAAAUACUACACUACUUUCCCCUUUAAAAAAUUAAUAAACCCAUGCUAAUGAUAUUAUCAUCAAUCUACAUCAUUAUCAUAAAUUAACUAUUUACAUACAUAUAGUUAUAAAUCAGUCGGACAUUUAUAUAAAAAUACCCAGUCAAAAGCUAGAAUACUACAGGUUUUCUGUACCUCUGAUCUUCUCAACUGCAGGAGUGUUUUUGGUUACUCCCAAUGUCCACACUGGGAAUCCUUGAUUCUGGUGAAUUACCUCCACUUGUGGGCUGUGUGUAAUAGUUCUUGGGUUCUUGAUGUCCCUUGACCUACCUCCCACCCAGCAGUAGCUGCAUUAUUGAACCAAUCCUCUAUCCAACUUGGGCUCACCUGCACCUAAUCUUCUCUAUCAUUGUCCUCCUGUUUUCCAUGCACACAUCAGCUGACUGAUGUGUACCAUUCAGUGUCUGUUAUUUGUUCACCACAUAGUGCCUGACUCCCAGCACUUCUGCAAUCUGCGUGUCCCCAGCAUGACAAUCCUCCACGCACUGAUGAUCUGAUUAUCCUCACCUGAAACCUCUGACUGUGACUUGUGCCACCCUUUCUGACUCCUCAUUUCCUCCACACCAUUUUCCAAGUUGGACUGUUCAAACAGCCAUGUCUGCAACCUGCAAGCCAUCAGCACAUCAGCUGAGGAAUAUUCUGUGCUGGAGUGGAGGUGGUACUCAGGAACAACACCAGCCGAUGCCUCAUGGGUCACGUGGAUCCUUCCUCUCGUAACCUACCACUCCUUGACUGUGCAGACAGAUCAUUCAGCCUAUCCAUUGAACACUGGUGACGUUAAGAUGUGUUGGUUUCUGUUAGAGCAGAAGAACAUGACAAGUUGUCCUGACCUAAACUGUGGAUAAUAAACCAGUUCUUCUGGGAGGGCAUGUUUUACAAAAGCCAACCUCAGAUCUCCAAUGGUCUAUGUCGAAGUUCAUGAUCCAAAUGUCACUACUUUCUAUCACCUUGGGUGACUGUUAACCGAUUCACAUUUUGUCACCAGGACUUGCUUAUAGUAUCACCACCUGCUUUUUGUGUGUUUCUGCAAAGCUCUGUUCUACAUCAUCACCCGACAAUGAUAUUAUUUGCUCCCAGGAACGUCUCCACCUGUUCCGUGUACAGAGCAAACUUCUGAUAUUUUUCCAGCUUACCAACAUAUCCGCCACAUCCACGACUCAUCAUUAUUGUUCUGUCAAGUGAACUCCAGUCUCUUUUACCUCACAUUCAUCUACUGCCUUGCUCGUUCUUCCAGAAGCAUCAUCCCGUCCUUUACUGUAGCAUCAGUAGGUUCUUCUCUGUUGCGCCGUUCAGUGAGACAAGAUAGAGCUUCCUAUCAAAUGUCCUUUAUUAAAGGCUAACAACACCUAACAAAUUGCAUUGGCCAAGUUAACAUUGUAUUGAAAUUCAUACCACACAGUACAUAUGGUUCUUAAAAAAAUACACAUUGAGUAUGUACUGCAUUUUGUUGCCAUAGAAACUACUCUCAAACAUCUGUUCAUACAAGUGUGUAAUCUCUGCCAAUUCUUGCCCCAGGUGGGUGCCCAUUGACUAUAAUGACUGACUAGUCUUCAGCAUAUAAACCCUAAAUAUCAAUGUGUAAUUAUUCAUCACUGUACCAUAAGUACUUAAAAAGACUGUAGCCCAACGAUUUUAUUUUUGGCAACAGGUUAUAUCUGAUUUUUU